Hibiscus syriacus is the source of this 1426-nucleotide messenger RNA. RefSeq names its product AT-hook motif nuclear-localized protein 9-like. The record is from RefSeq and is a predicted model, not a curated record. The coding region runs from base 310 to 1329 and encodes 339 amino acids. The transcript is spliced from 6 exons. Gene Ontology annotation, molecular function: minor groove of adenine-thymine-rich DNA binding. Lineage: Eukaryota; Viridiplantae; Streptophyta; Magnoliopsida; Malvales; Malvaceae.
GUAGCAACUAAUAAACAACGCUCUCUUUCCCGUUCUUCUCUCCCUCACAGAAAAAGAAAAAAAAUGGCAUAUUUUCUCUGUUAUUUGUCACUUGUUCUUUAAUUCCUUCGUUUUCCCACAAAACAGAAGAAAAAAAAUCCAUCUUCUUCAAAGCUUGUUACUUUCAGAAAGGUGGACCUUUUAACAGUUUAAUCCCUGUUCACUAAUAUUGGAGCUUCGUAGGCGCUUUUAUGUUAUUCUAGCCUUUCCGAUUUGCAUGGAGUGUAGAUUUGAAGGAAAAUUCAAGUAUAGGUUAUUCGAGGUAAAUGCAUGGAUCGAAGGGAUGCUAUGGCGUUAUCUGGCUCUUACUAUAUGCAACAAAGAGGAAUAACUGGCUCCGGUUCCGGGACACAAACUGGGGUACAUGGAUCACCAGGCAUUCAUCCGUUAUCGAAUUCGAAUGUUCAAUACCAAUCAAGUAUUAAUGCCACUACUAUGGGAGCAAACUUACCUGUAGAGCCUAUGUCGGGAAUGACCCCUCAUAGUGUCAAUGUAGACACACCUCCUACAGUGCCGCCUAGUGAGACCGUGAAGCGUAAAAGAGGGAGACCUCGAAAGUACGGACCAGAUGGAGCUGUUUCGUUAGCACUGACUCCUUCAUCAGCUUCUCAUCCUGGAACAAUAACUCCAACCCAAAAACGGGGAAGAGGGCGGCCGCGGGGUACCGGAAGGAAGCAACAGUUGUCUUCCCUUGGUGAAUUGCUGGCUGGUUCAGAUGGAACGUGUUUUACUCCACAUGUCAUCACCAUUGCUAUAGGAGAAGACAUUGCGACAAAAUUAAUGUCAUUUUCACAGCAAGGGUCAAGAGAAGUAUGCAUUUUGUCAGCCAAUGGUGCCAUCUCAACCGUUGCUCUUCUCCAGCCAUCAUCGUUGGGUGGCACUGUUACAUACAAGGGACGAUUCGAGAUACUAUGUUUGUCGGGAUCUUACCUAUUGACAAGCAAUGGUGACUCUUGCAAUCGAACUGGUGGCCUUAGUGUUUCUCUUGCCAGUCCUGAUGGCCAUGUCAUUGGUGGAGGUGUUGGAGGGAUGCUUAUCGCAGCAAGCCCCGUCCAGGUGAUCGUUGGAAGUUUUAUCCGGGGUGGUUCAAAGGCGAAGAACAAGAAAGGAGGAAGUCAAGAUGGUCUAAAAGACUCGGAUGAUCAGAUUGUGGACAACCUAGUAGCUCCUACUGGCAUUUCACCAAAUCAUAAUCCGACUCCAAGUUUGGUUGCAGGUGUUUGGCCUGGGGCACGAUCUAUGGAUAUGUGUAGUAAUAGCCAUAUCGACAUUGAUCUAAUGCGCGGAUGACGACACUCUUUUCCUCCGGCAAUGUAUAUAGUUUGCUGUUGAAGGCCAUCGGAUUGUAAUUUGAAAGUGUUAUGGGAUUUGUUGGGAAUGGAGCAGC